AUGCUUUCACUGCCGUUUCUUGCGCCGCAAGAUUCCCACGAACUUUGGUUCGGUCCCUCGAAUCCCUACCGCUCCUCCUCUCAACAUCCGAGCUCCGAAGCACAUCUCAACCACCCACAUCGCCGCACCAAUGCCCAAACAACAACCUCCUCCUCAUCCUCCAACCCGCUCCGCCGUAGCGAAGCUUUCCACGCCUUUCGCACCUCCGAUCUAACUCUCUCCACGCUCCAGACCGAAGAGCGCAACCUCCGCGCCCGCAAAACCACCAUUGCCUGCUUCGGGUCCUCCUGGAUCCGCCCGGCGGGAUGUGCCAAGACCAUGCUCGGCAUGAAAGAAGAAGAAGCCGAGCGCGAAGAGGCGCUCGCUGCAUUGGCCGCGGAGCAGGAAGCUGCGGCGAUGGCGGCGGCGGCGGAGGGUAUGACGAUGGGGGAAGGGGAGGAGGGCGGGGAUGAAGAAGGCAUGGAGAGAGAUUUGGAUGAUGAGAUUCCGGAUGCGGAUGCGGAGGAAGGGUUGGUGGAGGAGGGCGAGGAAGGCUUGGAGGAGGAUGAGGAGGGGUAUAUGGAACGGGAUCUGGACGACGAGAUUCCAGAGGGGUAUCCGAAUGAUGGCUAUGGGGAUGAGUCGGGAUUAUAUGCGGAGGAGGUUGAUGAGGAUUUUGAUAAUCAGCCUGAUUUGGACGCGGAUGUUCCUGAAGCGGAGGACGAGGAUGAGGACGAGGACGAGGAGGGAAGCGAGCUGGAUGAGUAUGAAGACGCGGUGGAGGAGGGUGAUAUCACCCGCGAUCUGGACGACGAGAUCCCCGAUGCAGAUGCAGAUGAGGAAGAAGAAGAGGAGGGUGAAUGGCAGCACACAGACACAGAGGAUGAAUACGAGGACGAAGAGAACGAAGAGAACGAAGGACAAAACAUCAGUUCUUCUGGUCCAGGAAGCAUCACACGUCCUCGCACGGGCAAUUUCCGAACCAGCACGCCAAAUAGACAUGGCCUGCCGACACCGCCGUUCAUGCGUCGUCCCCGUCCUAGCGGCGCAGGUGAGACGGAGGCACAACGGCGAUUCAUCAAUCGCUGGAGUGGUGGUGGUGAUGCCUUUGAUUCAAGCAGUAUGCUCUAUGAAGAGGAUGAUCUGCGCGCAUCGAUGACCAGUCAAGGGAGUGGUCGACCGAGUGGAUUUGGCCGACGGUAUCCUCGUCGUAUUGGUGGUCCGCGGGAUAGCCUUAAUUGA
Penicillium diatomitis is the source of this 1221-nucleotide messenger RNA. RefSeq lists its product as uncharacterized. NCBI's taxonomy places the organism in Eukaryota, Fungi, Ascomycota, Eurotiomycetes, Eurotiales, Aspergillaceae. The coding region runs from base 1 to 1221 and encodes 406 amino acids. Gene Ontology annotation, cellular component: anaphase-promoting complex. The transcript is spliced from 2 exons. Gene Ontology annotation, biological process: anaphase-promoting complex-dependent catabolic process. The record is from RefSeq and is a predicted model, not a curated record.